AUGAUUAAAUUUGUCAAAGACUAUAAUAUUGUUACUGAACCUGCUUGUGGCGCUUCAAUUUUUGCAGCAGAUAGACCUGAUUAUUUAGAGAAAUAUUUCGGUAACUUGCUUAAAUAUGAUAUUUUUAUUCUCAUUGCUUGCAAUGGGUCUUCUUCUUAUAUUGAGGAUGUUAUUCAAUACCAAGAUAUUAUUGAGAAAAAUCGGUGA
Molecule: messenger RNA, 207 nt
Organism: Saccharomycopsis crataegensis
Lineage: Eukaryota; Fungi; Ascomycota; Saccharomycetes; Ascoideales; Saccharomycopsidaceae
Exons: 1
Coding region: 1-207 (68 amino acids)
Source: RefSeq, a predicted model, not a curated record